This is a messenger RNA of Cottoperca gobio, 622 nucleotides long. Its product is annotated as methylcytosine dioxygenase tet3-B-like. Lineage: Eukaryota; Metazoa; Chordata; Actinopteri; Perciformes; Bovichtidae. The transcript has 3 exons. Gene Ontology annotation, molecular function: zinc ion binding; methyl-CpG binding. Gene Ontology annotation, cellular component: nucleus. The record is from RefSeq and is a predicted model, not a curated record. Bases 164 to 598 code for a protein of 144 amino acids.
GAGGGCUCGGACGAGAAGACAAGAUGAACAUUCAGCCAACGUUUUACACACAGAGUCAGGGGGAUUGAGCCUUUCCCCAGCAGGUUGUCUCCCGACCAAACUUUCUUCUUUAACAGCAGAUAAACGUGCAGAGACAGAAUAGACACAAGCGAGGACAGUCACCAUGCCCAGGCCUCGGCCCGGUCCGCCACCGCAGGACAUUUAUGAAUUCUCCAUGGAUGCGAAGGAGGCUCAGUCUCUCCACUUGCAAACGAAAUCUUUAGAGACGACGUCUCCUCUGAGCAAAUAUAUUGAGACCGAACACGAGCAAGCGGGGCUCUUCUCUCUGUCUCCCUUCGAUGGCACGUCGGACGCCAACGUUGACCAGAAGAAAAGGAGGAAGAAAUGUGGCGGCUGCACUCCCUGCCUCCGCAAAGACAACUGUGGUACCUGCGCAAACUGUGUGAACCGCAAGACGGGCAAGCAGAUCUGCAAGCUGCGCAAAUGUGACCAGCUGAAGAAGAGACGGAAUGAGUGGGAGGUCAGCGAGGUCAGCGAGCGUCUUAAACAGAGGGGGAAGGGCUGUAAAGUCAAGGAGCAGGACGGGAAGAUGCAGUAAAUGGUCAGCAGGGUUGGAGGAGGA